CGCCAAAGGCAAAAUUCCAUGUCCCAUUUUCCCUCCCUUCCCCUUUGCUCCUUCAUAUUAUUCGUCUUCCACUUCCCUCAACUCCAUUCCCAUCCUCUCUAUCUCUACCCAAUUCUCUCUGUCGUCUCAGCAUUUGCAACAAGUCGAAGGCACAAAUGGCAAGGAAAAGAGUGGAGGCUGAACCUACUACCGCUACUGCUACUGGUACUACCCCUUCCAUGGUUCGUGGCAAGGAUGGCAGUGCUUUUGCUCGAUGUGAAGAGUGCAAGAAGGAUGUUCCGGUGGCUCUUAUCAGCAUGCACAGCUGUAGCCUUGAAGCUAGAAUCAAGAUGAAUUUGGAGGCUCAAAUCGUGGAAAAGCCUGCUGAAGUUAAGAAGCCUUCUGAAAGGAAGAAAGCAACAUCAACAGAACCGAAGGCAAAGAAAGCUAAGAAAGAGAAGAAAAGCAACAAUCCAAACAAGCCUAAACGCCCUCCCACUGCCUUCUUUAUAUUUAUGGAUGAAUUUAGAAAAGCCUUCAAGGAAGCAAAUCCAGACAAUAAGGAUGUUAAAAAGGUUUCAAAGGAAGCGGGUGAAAAAUGGAAGUCUAUGACUGAUGAAGAGAAGAAGCCAUAUGUGGAUAAGGCUGCUGAGCGUAAGGCUGAGUAUGACAAAGCCAUGGAAGCUAACAAUGCUGAAAAUGAAGAUGAUCAGGAUGAAGGGGGCUCAGAGAAGGAAGAUGCUAAGCAGGAAGUACAAGACAUAUUGGAUGAGGAGUGACAUAGUUUGAAGACUUUUAAAUGUUUUAUUUUGUGGGAAUGACCCCCUAGAUGAUUGUAAAUUUUAGGAUCUGCUUUGGUGAACGAGUAACAUUAGAUGUUUCAAUAUUGUCAAGAGCAAUAUGGUCUCUAAAUUUCUGUACUCUUUGGCAUUGUAGACUUGCUUGGAUCAUACCUUGCUAUCUUGUUUUGACUGAUUCUCAAUUUCAUUCUGAGUUGGUGAUUACGUGUUC
Hevea brasiliensis (rubber tree) is the source of this 990-nucleotide messenger RNA. Its product is annotated as high mobility group B protein 7. Lineage: Eukaryota; Viridiplantae; Streptophyta; Magnoliopsida; Malpighiales; Euphorbiaceae. The coding region runs from base 156 to 758 and encodes 200 amino acids. The record is from RefSeq and is a predicted model, not a curated record. The transcript is spliced from 8 exons.